AUGAACGUCAAGCUAAGUCUUUCCAUCAUGAGGGCCAGCGACGACCUCUCCCGCGCUGUCAAGGAAGCCGUGAGCGACUACGUCGAACUCCGGGGUCUGAACGGCCUUUGCCCCGACGUAAGAAAAUGGAGCUCCCCCCCAGCCCCCGCCGCUUUUCUCGACGCCGGUCUUCCGAAAACCGGAGGAACCGGGUCUCUUCCUCGCGGACUCUUACCGUCUGUCAGUUCUAGCACCGCGGUGGGAGCACCAGGAGAAUUUCGGGGGUAUUCUUCGGAAGGCAAGAACCAGGUAAAGCAAUCCGGCACCACCUCUGGAACAAGUGUGGAAAAUGUCGUCAGCUUCGCCGACAACGGUAGCAGUCAUGUUCACCGCGGCAACAGGCGGUUGAGUUCGGGCUCACGGCACGGGGUCCGGAAAAGGAGCAGCUUGGACAGUGUCGCCAGCAGCAUCCCUCAACCGUCAUGGGAGGCCGAGGGGCCCGAUGGCUUCAUCAGCCAGGCAACGUCAAUGAUUGGUUUGGCUCUGUUUUCUGUGCACGGCAGCAGUGGCGAGAGGGGUUUGAUGGCGUCUCAGUCUACCCCAGAACUGGGCGGAAAUUCGAUGGCAAGCCUGUUGGCGGGAGACAUCACCGCGGUGGAUGCGAAGCAGCUUCUUCGCCGUUUGAGGCAACAAACCAAGACGUCGCGCCACCGCAGACAUGGCGCCAACAACAGCACCACCUCUACAACAAAGCCACGUAGCGGGGCUCGAACAUCUCGUCCUAGCUUCAAACGAAACCGUGGCGGUAAGGGCCCAGCGCAAUCGCCCCCACGAACUGGGGUGGGGUUAACGUUCCCCCCAUUCUCCCCGCCCGACGCCUGGGACGAUACCGGCCUGUUCACCGUGGCACCGCGGCCCAAGACGGUUCCUUCGCGUAUCCCGUCAAGAAUCCACCACGACCAGCAGCACCAGAGGCCCACCCUCGCAAGUCACACUCUCGCGAGCCCCGUGGUUGCGGGCAGGACCUCGGACCCCCCCUCCUCCGCGGUGGUGGUGCCCCCGGGCUCGAAUGGAAGGAACGUGGACGACUCUGCUGUUGUUGGCACUAUGCUGCCGAGAGAGUUGUGGCAAAAGGGCCAAGAUAUUGGAUUGGGGCGGUCUGGAUCUUCUUCUGACAGUUUCGGGUUGUGGCCGAAACGACGACGAAAGGUUGGCGGUGGGGCAGGAGAUGCCGCCGUGGAGUUCUUGGAUAUUAGGGAGGCGGCACUGGUAAGCGUAGCCGAAUCAUUGGCGAGAAGGGCCCUGCCCUGGCAAGCUCAGCUUUGUCCCAGAGCGCUCCAGGAUCUCGAGAUUGCCAGGGUGAAGAUCUUCCAUGCUUCUGAAAAGGAGCGGCAGGCGGUGCAUAAGGCUCGGCAAGACGAGAUCUUCAGGGGACAGCUUCUAGGGGAGGAACGAUCCUGGGAACUGUUCGGCAGGGCACAGGGCAGAUUGUUCGAGGGUUCUCUUGACAAGGCGCUGAUGAGGACCGCUCGGGUGCAGCGUGUGGAGGGGGCAUGGAAGGAGUUGCGGCUAGACGACGACCUGUCGAGUGAAAUCGCGGGAUAUGCAUCCAGUCAUACCCUACGUCCCCUUCGGUUCAUCAACAAGGGACUCGAUCGUUACAGCAUCGACGUGCUCGAGCAAGGGGAAGCAGACAGCGCCUGGCUUUGCAGGCGUAUCACCCAAGUGGACGUGCUGUGGGAUCCGUCAGCAUGCAUCGCUACGAAGGAGCGGGAAGAGCAGCGGGCGAACACCAUCCUAGAGGCCUGGAGGAAAGGCCACUUGGCGGCGACAUCUCAGCUGGACGCUUCACUUUGGUUAGAGGCGGUCGGGGCGAGGGCCUUGGCAUCGGAGGAGAGCGCGAGGUGGACGAGGGGAGUGACGGAGAUGGUUGACGAAGAUGGGCGGCGGGCGGAAGCGGAUCGAGCCAGCGAAAGAAGGCGAAGCUCGGACAGAUAUUCUAGCAUGCUGCAGAAGGCGUGUGAGUCGGACCGGGAUGAGAGGGGUGCCUCCCAAGAGGCGUGGAACUUGCAGGGGUGGCUCUCGGUGGGAUCACACAAGCUCGUUCAGCAGACACUGCGGGCUCUUGUUCGUGGGUGCAGCCACCCAUAUGCGGUCCGCGACGUGCUGUGGGAAGCUCGCAACGCCGCCGAGUUCGCGGCGGCAGCGAGAGCGGCUGCCGCUUCCCAGCUUGCCGAAGACUCCCGAGGGUUCUGCAACGCUCGCCGGGGUCGGAAAGCCAUGGUCAGGCAGCACAAGCAAGACAUCCUUCUCGCGGAGGAGAGACGAUCUAGCGCAGAGGACGCGGAACGAAGCCGCGCAGGUCAGAACACUAUCGAGACCUUCCUGAGCUCGUCGGUAACGGCCAAGAGGAACGGCAUCUUCGCCCAGGUUCAGGAGGAGAGGGCUAGCAUGCUAGCUGCAAGAGAGGCAGAGGUCGAGCGUUGCGAUCUGUUUCGAAAUGAGAUGAUGGGUGUGCAACACGAGGUAGACGAGGAGGCCAAGAGAGUGGCCGCCUCGCUGAGAGAGUGGAGGGAAGAGCAAGAACAGCAAAUCAAGGCAGAGGUAUCCUUUGCAAUAUCUUCCUUCGCGGAGGAAAAGGCGAGAGCGGCCGACCGAGAAGCCCUGCUCCGAGAAAUGCUGCUCACCGAGAGAGACAAGGAGGACAGGUUGCUCGAAGCCUGGCUCCUACGCCAAGAGCGCGAAGGCUGCGCCACUGUCAAUUCGCAACUCUUGGAGGCCCGCAAGCAGCUGACAGAGGACAGGGAACGAUGGGUUAACGAUAUUGUCGCCUCAAUGUCCGAAACUGCCGGAAAUGACACGGCGUUUUUCCAGAGUCCGCACGCUUGGGGUAGAAGCGGGACCUCUCACGACACUAUCGCCUCCGGCCACACAGCACCCGAGCGAACGCUUGUUGCGGGAGGUUUUCGUCAUGAUCUUCGGCAAACAAUGUCGGCGGACGGAGAACCCGGAGCUGGCAAGGGACACACCCUGACCAGAAGCGAGAGCAGUGGCUUAUUGGCGGCGACACCUGUGGAGGUCGAGGCCUGCCGCCAAAACUCCAGCCUUAUCGGGGAUGAACCCGAGGCUGCAUCGUUGACGGCGGAAGGGGAGGAGCAAGACCGGAGCCGGUUGAUAUUCGACGCAGCCGUAGCAACAAAGGCGGCAGCAACCCCGUCACAUGGUGUCAGCAACGACGACAACGACAACAAUGGUAACCACGACGGCAUACCCAUCCUGCCAGCUACCGUGGCGUUUGAAAAUGAAACCCUCGCCGCCCGCAAGAGGUCGGACCACCUGGAGUCCCUGGCAGUCCUGGCCCGUCAGGGGAUGUCGGCGCACUGGAAUGCGUUUUUCCGCGACGGGGUCGAGCGCACGAGAAUGGCGUCGGCGGCGGGGGACAUAACUGCCGAGCGAUGGGCGCAGCGACAGCGGCAAGCAAUCGAGGUUUCGAGAGUCUCUUGGCGAAGCAAGGAGUGGUCAUCGGGCAGCUCGACAAGCGACAGUGGUGUUGAUGGCGGCGAUGGGCAUGUGUCUGGUCCAGAGGGAAGAGUGGCAGAAGGCGACGGCGACGGUUGUAGCACCGGAACACAGGACAGUACCAAAGCUGAAGGCCAUCAAUCCAACGAAGACGGGGAAUGGUCUACGGCGACUGGGCUUGGCGAGGAUGCAGCACAUUCGCCUGAAGAGAGCCAAGAGGGUGGUGAUGGUGGUGAUCCAUGCUUUAUUGUCGUGAGAGACGUCGGGGGGUCCGGCAGCAACGAAGCCAUUUCGUCAGAAUCAGGAACAUCAACACCGACAGCAGCAGCACCAGCAGCACCAGCAGCACCAGCAGCUACAACAGACAAAAUCAUUUUGUUUGUUGGCAGGGCGAUGGCGUUCCAUAUGUCCACCGUGCGGGAGGGUCGAAUGGAUCACUUCCACGACACCAACCGCCGGCGCUGCUCGAGCGCAUCCUUGCCGCCGCAACAAGGGCAGCCGGGACAAAGCAUCGACAUCGACGCCCUCGAUCCGGACGGCGUUGUGGAGCAAUCCAGGGAGGCUGGGUGGCUGGAGGUCCUGGAACAUCUGGCCGAACACAACACGGUACUUGACUUGGGAGAAGUCGGAGCCACCUUCGGGGUCCUACCCGGAGGAGUAGCGGUGCUGUGCCUAGCCCACGACUGCCUUGUCGAGGGUACGGGCGAGACUCAGGGCUUCGUGCAGAUGGAUGUUCUUCUCUCCGCCACGUCGGCCUUCAUCGCGCUACGCCGGAGCAUUCGCGCGACGGCGGCAGCGACUACGACGCCCAUGACACCACGAUGCGAACCCAUCACAGCGCCCGUAGCAGGGGACGACGGUGGAGGUCGUAACACGCUGGAUUCCCACCCAGCAGUGCGAGGUGGCAAGGGGAAGGCCGUAGCCCUGGGUUCUGGUGAGCCGCUAGAGAUGCAGCCAGUGCCCGAGAUAGCGCCUUCCUCGCCUCCGCUAAUUUCGGGAUCGGAAACAGUGAGGAGCAACGCGACGGCGAUGACAACGACACCCACGGUGAUGUCCACAACAGUGGCGGCCGUCGCGGAGAUGGAAGUUGCGGUGGAACUUGAAGUGUACGGGGACGCGCUCUCCGCCGAUCUCGCCAGAGUCUGGCUACACCCGUCCUCGCCUCCCUUCCUUGGUUAUGGCCGUGGUACCGUGAGCGACAACGCUGCUGGCGCAUCCCAAUCAAGGUCUCAGGCUCACGGGUCUUGCUCCCAGUUCCAGACUUGGCGUAUCCGGCGAGAGGUGGAGAAGCACUCGGCGGUGCUGUCCCCGCAGAGCGUGUGCGCGUUGACGGCCCUUCUCUCGGCCAAGGGAAAAGCAUGGGCGGACCAUAGCACCACUACCAACCAGAAUUUCAACAACGACGACGGCGUUUGUGGUGGUCGUGAUGAUUACCGCAACGGUGAUGGUGGGGGUUCCCGCGGCGAGGGCUCGUCCCCAGUGGGAGACCCCACCGCCUGGAAGCUGGCGCUCUCUCGCGCCUUGCUCGUCGUGCGCACGGCAUCCCUGGAACACCUGACCCUGUGGGCUGACGCGUGCGAUCCCGGCAAGGUGGAAUCUGCUUGCGCCGCGGACGUAUCGAGGGCCGCAAUGACGCCAGAAACGAGGCGAGGGCCUGCAUCAGGUAUGGAUAGCGGUGAUGCGGAGGCCGCCGCGAGGGUGGCGGGUGACGGCGAUGAGAAGGCGGUGGACGGUGGCGGCGGGACCGACGCAGCCUGGGCGGCAUUGCACAGGGCGUCGGGUCUCGGGCUCUCCCCGCUCAUGAUGCUGGCAACCACCUUGUUCGAGGAUGAUGGCUCGACGGGAGCACCGCAAUUGCUUCUUGGCGACCGUGACGGUGCUGCCCGGAAGACUAGUGCUAACAGCAGCGGCGACACUCACGGCGGCGGACACGGUUCCACCGAGCCCGGUAGCGUCGCCAACUUGACGACUAUCAUGUCACGGUCAGUGCUACGGCUAGUUUCGCGAAACUCCCUCGAGAACGUAUACCGACGUCUUUCCCGACACAACGCCAGCCGAGGAGAAGAGGCAUUGUCAUCAUCACCAUCAGCAGCAGCAACAGCAGGAGGAGAAGGAGGGGCAGAAGCAUCAACCAUACAAGAGGGCCUGACCAACCCCGAGAGCAACAGUGAAAAUCGGCGUAAACUGGAAGGCAGCUGCGGUUUCGAAACUGAGAACCCUGAAGUUUUGUCGGACGUUCCCGGGCAUCCGGCCAUCGGAGAUCUUUCGAAACUUGACUCGGAGACACUAAGGGGCGGGGCGGAGGGCAUAGUGGCGGCGCUGGAUGCGAGGGGUACGGGCUGGCUGCCACCUGCUGUGCUCGCCGUGGCUCUGCAGAGUGGAGAGGCAGGUUUUCGGCUAGAGCCCGGCCAGGCGGACGUGGUGCUUCGACUGUCUGGUUGCUGGCCAGCUACAAGCUGCCCAGAGAACCUCCGCCGCAGUGAUCAACAGCAAGUUCCCGCUGCUGCAGUGAGAGAAGGACAAGACCUGGAAAAGGCAAACGAGGGCGAGUACUCCUAUCUCGGCUACCCCCCACGAACUCAAGCGGUACGCUACCGACCGCUGCUAGACCAACUCCCCGGGCUGCUGCGACUCGUGCAGGCGGCUCAUCGCCUGGGGAAAGCAGCGACGUUGCCUGGAGCAUUUAAGUCUUCUACGAUGACUCUUGGAGCGUACACGAGGCUCAAGCUGCGGUCUUCCCUCCUAGAAGCGCCUCGCCUCGAGACCAUGCAGCAGCUGGCCGACCAUGCCCGGGAGCGCACCUCAAGCGAGAGAAACGCCCGAGAGAUCGAGAACGCCCGCCGUGCAAAGGUCCGGAGAACGUUUACCUUCGCCACCAAGAACAAGGUUGAGGUGGCGAGCGGUACGGGGACGCUGAUGGUGAACAUGGAGAGGGCGAGAGCCGCCGCCACGGGCGAGCUGUUUGCUGCGCUGGGUCUGGCCAAGGAGCAGGCCCGGCAACGCUUGAUAGAUGCCGUUGAACAGCUGAGCACGGUGAUGACGGAGGCGGAAGAGGAGCUCCUGAGAGACGAGUCGGUCAUGUAA
Messenger RNA from Ectocarpus sp. CCAP 1310/34, 6582 nucleotides. The record is from the annotation of a GenBank genome assembly. Lineage: Eukaryota; Phaeophyceae; Ectocarpales; Ectocarpaceae.